This is a messenger RNA of Tilletiopsis washingtonensis, 1257 nucleotides long. RefSeq names its product homeobox-domain-containing protein. Lineage: Eukaryota; Fungi; Basidiomycota; Exobasidiomycetes; Entylomatales. Gene Ontology annotation, biological process: regulation of transcription by RNA polymerase II. Gene Ontology annotation, molecular function: sequence-specific double-stranded DNA binding; DNA-binding transcription factor activity, RNA polymerase II-specific. Gene Ontology annotation, cellular component: nucleus. Bases 1 to 1257 code for a protein of 418 amino acids. The transcript is spliced from 2 exons. The record is from RefSeq and is a predicted model, not a curated record.
AUGUCCAGCCUCGCCUCCGACUCGCCGCCGCCGUCGCACGAUGCGCCGUACUCGUCGGCACAGUCGGUGCAGAUGGAGCGCCGCGACACGGGCACGUCGGACUCGGAGCCGGACAAUGCGUGGGCGGACCUUGAGGCGCGCUUCCCCUUUCUGCGCGACGACGGCGGCCUGCGCAAGCGCCCGCGCAAGCUGCUCACGUCGCGCCAGAGCAGCGUGCUGCACAAGAUCCUCGAGCGCACCCACUUUCCCUCGACCGACGAGCGCAAGGCCGUGGCCAAGGAGCUCGGCCUGUCGCCACGCAAGGUGCAAGUCUUCUUCCAGAACAAGCGCCAGAAGCACCGGCGCAUGACGCUCUCCGCCGCCAGCGAGCUCGUGGCGCUGCGCCACGGCGACGACGUGCGCCGAGCGCCGCAGGGCCGCACGCUGCCCCCCGCACGGCGCCUGUCGCCCACCCGUGCCGCCGAGCUCGGUCUGCAGCGCGGCCCCGACGUGGCGGCGAUGAACCGCCUGCGCUCCGUGUCGGACGUCGGCGCUCGCGUGCCGUCGCAGCACGUCGCUGUGCGCAUCGGCGGCCCGCAGUACUUCCACGCGCCCAAGCUCGCCUCGCAGCCCAGCGCGGCCACGCGGCAUCGCGACUCGGGCAGCGAGGUGUUCCUGCCGCCCAGCCAGCCUCGCCUACACAUCGUCGGCUACGACGUCAGAGAAGGGCGCGACCGGCCGUGGCUGCCGUCCGUGCCGUCCGAGGCGACGCUGCCGCUGACCGAGUCGCGCCUCGCCUCGCACGCCACACAGCAUGCACAGCUGGGCGGCAGCAUGCGUCGCCAGCCGGACCCCUCACGCACGCUGCCGUACCCGAGUCCGACGAGCGCCGCGCCCAGCGCCCGCAACGCCUUCCGCGACCGCUCCGACUCGGUGCUCUCGGCCGUGCGGGCGCGCCGGCACGUGAGCCACGGCAGCGUGAGCCUGUCGGCGUCGGGCGACUCGAGCUACAGCACGCGCGUCGGCAGCGGCUCCGUCGGCACGCUCGUCGACAGCUUCGACCGGCUAGAUGCAUCGGCCAGCAAGACGCCAUCCUUGGCGCCGCCGACGCGCUCGUUGCCGCCGGUAUCCCGCUCGCUGCCGCCAAUCUCCGAGCUGCUGCUCACCACGCCGCCGCCGCUGCCGCGCCAGGUGGGCAUGUCACAGUACUGCACCACCAGGGGCGCGCCGCAGCCCUCGCGCCGGCUGCCUGGUCUUGCGGAGCUGCGCUUCGCCUGA